AUGGAGUACCUUCCUAGUCUUCAACAGGAGUUCGAUGAGCAUAAGCCUUCGCUCUUCGAACUCCUCGCUGAGCAACAGCUUUCCGAUCUCCUUCCUCCAUCUUUGCGUUAUCUUCUCGCAGUCGCAACACACCGCCACCCGCGCUACCUCCUCCGGAUCCUCAAUUCAUACGACGAAGUCUACGCCCUCCUUUCAUUAAUAGUCGAACUUUACUACUUGCGAACAUUCGGCGGUUCCUUCACAGAAAACUUCUAUUCCCUGAAACGCGAGCGCGUUCUGCGCACCAAGAAUGGCGAGAUCCCGCGCGCCCAGGUCGGCGCCGCAGGCCCCGUCCGCGAGGCCCUCAAGCUACACUCGACGGACAUCUGGAAGAACUUGUUCGUCAUGGUUGGCAUUCCUUACAUCAAACGCAGGUUAGACGAAGGAUAUGACAUUCAUGUCGCGCCACAUGCCUCCUUGGUCACCAGCGGCCCACGAUAUAACCCUAGCGACGACCUCCCGGCCAACCCGUCGCUGCGCCAGCGCCUGUUCUUCUACUACAAGUGGUUUUUGCGCAACGUCUACCCAUCCGUGAAUGCGGCAUACUAUUUCUCCGUUCUGGCGUUCAACCUCGCCUACCUCUUCGACAACACAAAGUACUCCUCUCCGUUCCUGUGGCUUAUCGGAACACGCAUCCGCCGCCUCGGCACCGCAGACCACCGUGCCAUCGCCGCAGUGCUAGACCCCAAGCCCGGCCCCAGCACCGGGCGAUCUCAGAGACCCGGUGGAGGUCUGCUGGGUCUCCUUAGUCCCCAGAACCUUCAUACUCAACUCUUGGGCUCGCUGCGCUACUUCCUUCCCGCGUCGAUCUUUGCCCUCAAGUUCCUAGAAUGGUGGCAUGCAAGUGACUUCUCUCGCCAACUGGCGCGUAAGGCAACCGAGGUCCUGGAUCUGCCCGCACCUGUCGUGGCAGGCUUGACUUCUCCCGCGGAACGACGGAAAUCGUCAAUCCAAGACGAGAAAGAAAAGGCCAAGAAGCAGGCCGAGCAGGAGAAGAAGAGCGGUGCCGGUGAUCUUAAACCCGCCCUCAAGCCUCCUCGUCGCCACCAACCUCCCAUCUCCGCGACUUCUUACCUUCCUAUCUACACGGUAUCAUUGCCUCCGGCUGAUGCCUCGAGCGCCAACACUUGCCCCGUCUGCAUGGGUGCGCUCGUUAACCCGACUGCUUGCCAGACGGGAUACGUGUUCUGCUAUGUGUGCAUCUUCCACUGGCUGAACGGUGAGCACCAGCGCCAACUCGAUUUCAUGACCGGCGAGGGCGCUGGCGCACCGUGGGAAGAGGAAAUCACAGGCGACGAUGAAGAGACGAAGAAGAGCCACAGUGAAGAUAAUGCCGAAGAAGGCCCCCGCAAACGAUCUGGUAAAUGGGAGAGUGGCAAGGGGAGGUGUCCCGUCACAGGGAGGAGAGUGCUUGGAGGCACUGAUGGAUUGAGGAGGGUGUUGGUUUGA
This is a messenger RNA of Penicillium concentricum, 1488 nucleotides long. RefSeq names its product ubiquitin-protein ligase peroxin 12 (gene pex12). Gene Ontology annotation, molecular function: zinc ion binding; ubiquitin-protein transferase activity; protein binding. Gene Ontology annotation, biological process: protein import into peroxisome matrix; protein monoubiquitination. Bases 1 to 1488 code for a protein of 495 amino acids. The record is from RefSeq and is a predicted model, not a curated record. The transcript is spliced from 2 exons. Lineage: Eukaryota; Fungi; Ascomycota; Eurotiomycetes; Eurotiales; Aspergillaceae. Gene Ontology annotation, cellular component: peroxisomal membrane; peroxisomal importomer complex.